This is a messenger RNA of Phlebotomus papatasi, 3229 nucleotides long. Its product is annotated as protein cueball-like. The record is from RefSeq and is a predicted model, not a curated record. Lineage: Eukaryota; Metazoa; Arthropoda; Insecta; Diptera; Psychodidae. The transcript has 5 exons. The coding region runs from base 181 to 2325 and encodes 714 amino acids.
GGCGAGUCUGUCAGAGAGAUUUGCAAGACGUCAUUGGCAUUGUCAGAUCAUUGUUUGCAAUUCUGUAUGGUGUCUCCCAGAAAAGUUAACAGCUAGUGAUAUUCCCAGCUCCACAGAUCCCCAGAAUGUGGGUUUAUUUGUGCAAAGUGUCCGCCUAACAUGGAUCUCGUGAAACAAUAAAUGGCGCAGUUUACCUGGCACCAAAAACACUCACACAAUGGCCAAUCCAGUGAUUCUGCCUCGAGAUCCAGUGACUUUGCCAUACGUCUGUGUUCCACCACGGACGUCCAACUGAGAUUCCUCUGUCCGGACGAUCUGGAGGAAGUUCGGACACUCUGCCUCGAUUGGUUUCCCAUCGAUUAUCCCCUGUCCUGGUACCAGGAUAUUACUUCUUCCGAACGCUUCUUUGCCCUUGCCUGUGUCUACAAUUUUGCCAUUAUUGGCCUUAUUGUAGCUGAAAUUAAGCCCUAUACAAUUUUAAAUUAUGAAGAUCGUGGCAUCCUCCCAGAGUCUAUGGGUAAAAAUUCAGAAGUGGGAUAUAUCCUGUCGUUGGGUGUACAUGAAUUUGCCGUAACGACAAAAAACAAAAUAAUUUUCUACGAUAGGAAUUGGGUAGAAUUAACAACGGCUGCACAGCAAUUCGAUGGCCUUUCGGCGAUCGUUUACGACGAGACAGAGGAUAAUAUCUUCUUCAAUGACCAGGAGCAAGAAAAAGGCAGCAUCUUUCUGUUGAAGCUGGCAAAUAGUGAUGACAAUCAUAUUGUACGAAAAAUAAUACAAAAUGUAGAGAAUGAGCAUGUUCAGGGCAUAGCUUAUGAUCCGUUGGACAGAACAUUGUACUGGACAGACGCCAAGAACCACCGAAUCUAUGAGGCUAAAUUGGGAGAGGAUGGAAAAAUGGGUUCUCCCAAAAUCUUUUUGCAGUUCACCGAAGAGGUUCCAAGAGGAAUUUCUGUGGAUAUUUGCCGGCGAAAACUUUACUGGACUAACUCGAACUAUAUGAAUGGUUCAAUUGAAAGGGCUUCACUGUCUGGUCAGAAGAGAGAAGUGUUGAUAACAGAUGUGCAUAUGCCGAUGGGAAUUGUCGUAGAUUACUUUACAGAUAAGAUUUUCUGGUUGGAUAACAAGGCUGGAAAUCACUUCACCGUGGAAAGUGCUUCGCUUCUAGGAAGUCACCGAGAGGCUAUUGUUACGAGUCUCUACAAUAGUCCAAUGAAUUUAGUCGUUGACAGGGAUUACAUCUAUUGGACAGAAUUCUACCAGGAAUCCGUAUGGAAGGUGUCCAAAACGGCUUCAAGUGGAAACAAAGCCAUGAAGGUACUCUCGAAUUUCACGUCAACUCCUCGUGGGAUUGUUAUAAAGACGGACUUCCUACAGAAUCAUAUGAACAAUCCAGUGUGCAAGAAUGUGGUUAAAGAAAUCCGUCAAAGACUUGCUGUUUCAGCCAGUGAAAAGGAUUCCAAAAAUACCAGUUCCACAGAUUUCAGUAAGCUUCAAGCUGUCCGAUCACUCAAAGACACUAUUUGUCUGAACAAGGGCGUCCCCAAUGCAGUUUCCGGAAGAUGUAUGUGUCAGAAUGGAUUUACGGGGGAGAAUUGUGAGGUACCUCUAUGCUACAAUUACUGCGUUCAUGGGAAGUGUUUCAUUUCCAACACGGGAUAUGCGGAGUGCAAGUGCGAUCCGGGCUACCAUGGUGAGAGAUGCCAGCAGGAUGUAUGUACUGGAUUCUGUCUCAAUGGAGGCAGAUGUGCACUCGAGAGGGCAGAGCCCGUGUGUCACUGUUCAAGCCUCUAUAGUGGACGACAUUGUGAGAUAAUGAAAUCUGGAGAGGAAAUCUGUAAGAACUUCUGUGAGAGUGGAUACGUUUACCCCGAUUUACCCUGGAAUAUGCCACAAGUCUGUGGAGAUUGUUCAGAAAAUGGAACAAUAUCCCAGCCACUAAGUACAGAAAGGGAGAGCAGCUUAGAGCUGGAAGAUGAGAAGAAGAUCAAGAUCGUAUGGUUCAUCUUGGUAUCAGCAGUGUUGACUGUGCUGUUUCUUCUCAAUGGUAUUUGUUUCUUCAUGUGGCGGUUUCAGAAGCCCGUGAGACCGAAGAUCAAGAAGACGUACGUGGUGCGAAAGAAUCUAACACCACUCACGUGUAGACCUUCCGGUGCUGAGCAACAGUGCGAGAUCACCAUCGAAAACUGCUGCAACAUGAAUGUUUGUGAUACCCCUUGUUUUGAUCCCAAAGCUCUGCAGGAAGAGAUGCAGAAGGAGAGUCGCAAGGAUGACAAGAAGAAACUUCUUCGUCAUAUGGUGGACACCAAUGGGGACUUGUAUUAGAAGGAAAAUGGAUUUAAAUUAUCGAAUAAUUUAUAUUUUUUUUGUGUGAAUUUAGUCACGUUUAAUGUGGCCAAAAUGCACAUGAGUUCUCUUUUCUUUUUUAAUCAAAAAAGAAAAAAUGUGCGCAUCUAAAUUAAAAAAAAAAGAAUCGGAAGAAAAACGUAAAAUUUUCAUAUAAGUAUUAGAUAAAUCAAAAAGAAAACGAUUCGAGAUUUUUUAUCAUGUAUCAAAAGGCUAUUUAUUGGAAUUAACACUUGUCUCAACGUUUUAGAACCACAUAUUCGGUACAUAAUGCGCCUUUUUGCCUCAAAUGUCUGCCAGUUUUUUUUUUUUGCAUAGAACAUAAAGAAGAUACUUAACAGAAACGCAUAAAAGACAAGAUAUACCUGUAAAUUAUACUUAAUUUUAAUGAGAUAAACACAACCCUGUAGUUCCUUCUAUAGAAUAUGUUUAAUUAUUUUGGGGGGGAAAUAUUUAUGUGAGAAAAAAAAAUGAGAUAAUUUUGGAGCAGGGAGAGAUAAAUUUAAGGGCCAAACAAGAGAAUUAAUUUUAAUAGGCAUUCGUGCGAAUUUAUUGUGAAAAUGCAAUUUCCGCAGCUAAAACAUGUGGCUUAGUGCUUUGAUUUAGCAUUCAGUUUUAUUAGCACAGGCUAAAAUUGUGAAAUAUAUUUCUGUUUUCUUUCUAAUAUUUCAAUUACAUUUUUAAUUUGUUUUUUUUUUGUGUUGCCAAGAAAAUAUAGCCCAAAAAUGUUGAUCUAUCGAAGAAAUGAAAACAAAGACUGUGGAAUAUCCACAUGAGAAAUGUGAUAUUACACUUACAACAUAUACUAGAGAAUAUGUAUAAAGAAAUUUAUAGUGUAUUUUCAAUUGAAACAUGCGAAAUAAAAGUAAUUUUAUAAAAAAAA